Messenger RNA from Sorghum bicolor (sorghum), 712 nucleotides. RefSeq lists its product as uncharacterized. Lineage: Eukaryota; Viridiplantae; Streptophyta; Magnoliopsida; Poales; Poaceae. The coding region runs from base 127 to 462 and encodes 111 amino acids. The record is from RefSeq and is a predicted model, not a curated record. The transcript has 3 exons.
UCUAUUUUUAUCACCGCUUCUCCUGCUGGUUCCGUCCGCCUUCUUUCCCGGCCUCCCGUCCCCGGCGGCCAGCCGGCCGUCCUGUUCGUCGUCAGCGGAGGGCUAAGCUCCCUCUCGGGCUCGGCCAUGGCGACGCCGGACAAGGGGCAGGGGCGUCCGCUGCCCAAGUUUGGGGAGUGGGACGUGAAGAAUCCCGCCACGUCCGAGGGCUUCACCGUCAUAUUCCAGAAAGCCCGCGACGGCAAGAAGACUACCGGCGGCCCCGGGAACGUCCGCGCAGGCAUACCGCCGGCCUUCAGGAACGGCGAUGGCGCCGACGACGGCGGGUACAGGCCUGACUUCAAAUACGGCGACAGCAGCCAGCACACGCCGCCCAAACGCAUCAAGGUGCUGACACGUGGACGUGGACCUCUGGUGGAUCGCAGAAGAAGUGGGCCUUCUGUGGCUGCUGAUUCUUCAUAGCUCGCUGCUGCUGCCGCUGACUCCAAAGGAGAAUGAUCGUGCCGCACCUGAAGCAAUCCAGGAUGGGAGCGCCGGGACAGACGGGAAAACAUUUCAGCCAUGCAUGCUGUUUCGCCUUGCUUUUACCUUUUUGCUCGUUUCUACCGAGGAACAGUAGUUCCAUCGGGAUCGGAACGAGCUAGCAACAUGGCUUGUAACUGAAACCUGCAAAUGUUCUUGAUGAAAUGAAACCGUCGCGUCAUUUGUUUCA